This is a messenger RNA of Melanotaenia boesemani (Boeseman's rainbowfish), 9045 nucleotides long. RefSeq names its product sidekick cell adhesion molecule 2b (gene sdk2b). Gene Ontology annotation, molecular function: protein binding. NCBI's taxonomy places the organism in Eukaryota, Metazoa, Chordata, Actinopteri, Atheriniformes, Melanotaeniidae. The transcript is spliced from 46 exons. The record is from RefSeq and is a predicted model, not a curated record. The coding region runs from base 529 to 7263 and encodes 2244 amino acids.
UUGGAGAAUCUGGAAGCACUCGGACAACGGCAUGGAGGCUGAAGUUUAAGGCGCAAAGAGGAAGAGGAGAAGAAGAAAACUGCGUUUCAAGGACGCACGACGCGUAAAGGAUGAAGUAUGAGAUAUAUCUUUUUGCGUCUUACAGGUGCAGUAAGAGAGCCUGAUUGUAUUUGGACUUAAUCUGGAUGCAUCUGACUGACUUCAUCAAAGAAGUCAACAGACGCUCCUUCGAGACGCACUCGUGGGAAAAUAUAACCCUGACACACGGGGCUUGUGGAACUAGAGCGAAUUUUAACUCUCAAGCACAGACAAGACUGUCUGACCGAAUUUCUCCGGUCACCAGAGGCUACAUCAGUGGCUCGGCUUUGCGCUCUCAGCUCUGUGCGCUCUACCAGACUGUAGUGGACGCGGAUUCUUCACACAGUAAGAGACCCACAGACAGAAGAAGCACGCCGGCAUUCGGGGCACUGCUUUAUAUCUCAAGCUCACCGGGCACUUGUUGUCCAGUCUGUCCGGUUCUCAGUAACAAUGUUUGAGGACCACUGGAACGGAUCGAUGUGGCGCGCCACAUGGAUUUUAUUUUUCUCCUUACUCAUCCACUCCGCACAAGCUCAAGAUGAUGUGCCUCCUUACUUCAAGACAGAGCCAGUGCGUAGCCAGCUUCAUCUUGAACGCAACAGGCUGGUGCUGACCUGCAUGGCAGAGGGAAGCUGGCCACUGGAGUUUAAAUGGAUUCACAACAACACAGAAUUAACACGCUUUUCACUGGAGUACAGGUACCUAAUCCCCUCGUUGGAUCGCUCUCAUGCAGGCUUCUACCGCUGCAUUGUGAGGAAUCGGGUGGGAGCUCUUCUGCAGAGGCGCACAGAAGUACAAGUGGCCUUUAUGGGCAGUUUCGAAGAAGGUGAACGAAGUCAGUCAGUCUCUCAGGGAGAGGGGGCCGUUAUUCCAGCACCGCUCAUUCGCAGCUUCCCCCAACCUCAAGUCACCUGGUUCAGAGAUGGACGCAAGAUUCCGCCCAGCAGUCGCAUUGCAAUUACUCUGGACAACACGCUGGUAAUCUUGUCUACUGUGGCACCGGACGCUGGGCGCUAUUAUGUGCAGGCAGUAAAUGACAAGAAUGGAGAGAACAAGACCAGCCAGCCCAUCACUUUGUCAGUAGAGAAUGUUGGAGGGCCAGCAGAUCCCAUUGCCCCCACCAUCAUCAUUCCUCCCAGGAACACCAGUGUCGUCACGGGAACCUCAGAGGUCACAAUGGAGUGUGUGGCCAAUGCCAGGCCUCUUAUCAAGCUGAGUAUCUCAUGGCGUAAGAACGGCGUGAUGGUGACCAGCGGCCUGAGCGAUUUCAACCGUAGACUGACCAUCCUCAGUCCUCUGGUGAGCGAUGCCGGCUACUACGAAUGCGAAGCCAUUCUCCGCAGCAGCAGUGUGCCUUCAGUCAGUGCUGGGGCCUACCUGCAUGUACUUGAACCACCACAGUUCAUAAAGGAACCAGAGAAGCACAUCACAGCUGAGAUGGAGAAGGUGGUGGACAUCCCCUGUCAGGCUAGGGGAGUUCCCCAGCCAGACAUUGUGUGGUACAAGGAUGCUUUGCCCAUCAAUCCAGUGAAGACGCCCAGGUACAGGGUGCUGGUGGGUGGCAGCUUGCAGGUUAACGGCCUUCUUCCUGAUGACACCGGCAUGUUUCAGUGCUUUGCCAGGAAUUUGGCAGGAGAAGUUCAGACCAACACGUACCUGGCUGUUACCAGCAUUGCGCCGAAUAUCACAGCCGGACCCUCCGACAGCACCGUGAUCGACGGCAUGUCAGUCAUCCUGCACUGCGAGACCUCUGGAGCUCCAAGACCAGCUAUAACCUGGCAGAAAGGUGAGCGUGUGUUGGCCAGCGGUUCAGUGCAGCUGCCCAGGUUCACUUUGCUGGAGUCAGGAAGUUUGCUCAUCUCCCCUUCACAUAUCUCUGAUGCCGGGACCUACACUUGCAUGGCAAGCAACUCCAGGGGCAUCGAUGAGGCGUCGGCUGACCUCAUUGUUUGGGCUCGCACUCGGAUUACUACCCCCCCACAGGACCAGAGUGUUAUCAAAGGAACUAAAGCCAUUAUGUAUUGUGGAGUCACACACGACCCCAGUGUAAUUAUCAGGCAUGUCUGGGAAAAAGACAGCUCUGUGAUCAAUGUGCAGUCCAUCCCCCGCAUGCGACUGGAUGCAGACGGCACCCUGCACAUUUCCCAAACCUGGUCGGGCGACAUCGGCACGUACACGUGCAGAGUCACCUCCGUCGGAGGCAACGACUCCCGCAGCGCUCACCUCCGUGUCAGGCAGCUUCCCCAUGCCCCAGAGAACCCCACAGCCAUGCUGAGCAAAUCUGAAAAAAGAGCUAUCGACCUGGCCUGGGCGAAGCCCUUUGAUGGCAACAGUCCCCUCAUUCGUUACAUCCUGGAAGUUUCUGAGAACAAUGCCCCAUGGGCCAUCCUGCUGGCCAAUAUUGAACCAGAGUCCACAGCAGUAACGGUCAACGGUUUGAUCCCGGCUCGCUCCUAUCAGUUCCGUCUCUGUGCCGUUAAUGAUGUAGGAAAGGGGCAGUUCAGUAAGGAGACAGACCGUGUAUCUCUCCCAGAGGAGCCCCCCAGCGCUCCUCCUCAGAACGUCAUCGCCAGUGGUCGGACCAACCAGUCCAUCAUGAUCCAGUGGCAGCCUCCACAGGAGAGCCACCAGAACGGCAUCCUCAGGGGCUACAUCAUCCGGUACCGUCUCACUGGGCUUCCUGUGGAUUACCAGAUUAAAAAUAUCUCUAGCCCAGAUGUGACCACCCUGCUGCUGGAGGACCUCAUAAUCUGGACCAACUAUGAGAUUGAGGUGGCUGCCUUUAAUGGAGCAGGACUGGGUGCUUUCAGCCAUAAGGUCACUGAGUGGACUCUGCAGGGAGUACCCACCAUCCCUCCGGGCAACGUGCAGGUCGAGGCGGUCAACUCAACAGCAAUCCGUUUUACCUGGACCGCUCCUAACCCUCAGUUCAUCAACGGCAUCAACCAGGGCUACAAGUUGCUGGCCUGGGAGCCCGGCAAAGAGGAGGAUGUUGCUAUGGUAACAGUGCGACCGAACUUCCAGGACAGUGUCCAUGUGGGAUACGUGACGGGUCUGAAGAAGUUCACUGAGUAUUUCACCUCGGUGCUGUGCUUCACUACACCUGGAGACGGCCCCCGCAGCCCGCCUAAAGCACAGAGGACUCAUGAGGACACCCCCGGUGCUGUAGGUCACCUGAGUUUUACUGAGAUCCUGGACACCUCGCUGAAAGUGAGCUGGAGUGAGCCUGGCGAGAAGAAUGGAGUUCUCACAGGUUAUCGCAUUUCUUGGGAGGAGUUCAACCGAACGAACACCAGAGUUACCCACUACCUGCCAAACGUCACCUUAGAGUACAGAGUCACCGGACUCACUGCUCUCACCACCUACACCAUUGAAGUGGCAGGGAUGACCUCAAAGGGUCAGGGCCAACUGUCCUCCUCUACUAUUUCCUCUGGGGUCCCACCAGAGCUUCCUGGCCCUCCUACCAACCUUGCAAUUUCCAACAUUGGCCCACGCUCUGUCAUGCUGCAGUUCAAACCUGGCUAUGAUGGCAAAACUUCCAUUUCCCGUUGGUUGGUGGAGGCCCAGGUGGGUGCUGUAGGAGAAAACGAGGACUGGACGAUGGUCCACCAAGUGUCCAACGAACCUGAGGCUCGCUCCUUAGAAGUGCCGGUUCUCAACCCAUACACUUUUUACAGAUUCCGCAUGCGUCAGGUCAACAUAGUGGGCACCAGUCCUCCAAGCCAGCCUUCAAGGAAGAUCCAGACCCUUCCAGCUCCUCCUGACAUGGCCCCCGCUAACGUCACCCUGCGCACUGCUAGCGAGACCAGCCUCUGGUUGCGAUGGAUGCCUUUGCCUGAAUGGGAAUACAAUGGGAAUGCCGAGCAAGUGGGCUACAGGGUUCAGUAUUACCGCGCGGGCUCACAGGGUCGUGGGCUGACCCAUAUCAUCUCUGAUCGCCUGGAGAGAGAAUUCACCAUCGAGGACCUGGAGGAGUGGAUGGAGUAUGAGGUCAGGGUCCAGGCUGUCAAUGGCAUCGGGAUGGGACCCUGGAGCCAGCCAGUUAGAGGCAGGACAAGGGAGUCUGUUCCCUCGAGUGGACCCACCAAUGUGUCUGCCUUUGCCACAACUUCCAGCAGCAUCCUGGUGCGCUGGUUUGAAGUCCCAGAGCCUGACAGGAAUGGUCUCAUACUAGGCUACAAGGUGGUGUACAAAGAGAAGGACUCUGACAGUGUGGUCCGAUCCUGGACAGUGGAGGGGAACACCACCCACAGUGUCCAGCUGACCGGUUUGGGGAAAUAUGUCCUCUAUGAGAUCAAGGUUCUGGCUUUCACACGGAUUGGAGAUGGACGGCCCAGUUCUCCACCCAUCUUGGAGAGGACUUUAGAUGAUGUACCCGGACCUCCAGUGGGAAUCCUGUUCCCUGAAGUGCGCACAAACUCUGUCAGGCUUAUAUGGCAGUCCCCUGCUCAGCCCAACGGGAUCAUACUUGCUUACCAGAUCACCUACCACCUGAACUCCACCAACAGCAACACAGCCACAGUGGAUGUUCUGAACCCCAGCGCUCGCCAGUACAUGGUGACCAACCUCAAGCCAGAGUCCGUUUAUGUGUUUCGGAUCACAGCGCAGACAAGGAAGGGCUGGGGUGAGCCGGCUGAGGCGUUGGUGGUCACCACGGAGAAAAGAGCUCGACCCCAGCCAACAAGCCGUCCCAGGGUCCCUCAGGCUAACGUUCAAGCCCGCCAGGUCUUCCUUUCGUGGGAGCCAGGGAGCGAUGGCCUUUCCCCUGUGCGUUACUACACUGUGCAGCUGAGAGAGCUUCCUGAGAACAACUGGACAGUCCACUCUGCCUCAGUUAACCACGAGGCUAGCUCUUACAUAGUAUCCAGGCUAAAGCCCUUCACGUCCUAUCAGUUCAGAGUAAAAGCAACCAAUGACAUAGGGGACAGUGAGUACAGUGAGGAGAGUGAAGCCAUCACAACUCUACAGGAUGCGCCAGACGAAGCGCCGACCAUUCUCUCCGUCACGCCACACACAACGACGUCGGUGCUGAUCCGCUGGCAGCCACCCUCUGAAGAAAAGAUCAAUGGAAUCUCACUGGGAUUUCGGAUCCGCUACCGUGAGCUGCUGUAUGACCGUCUCCGCAGUUACAUUCAUACGGUCAACAGUGUGUCGGCCUGGGCUGAACUCACUGCCCCCUACAGCAUCCGGAACCUGAGUGAUUCAACUCUCAUCCAGUACGAGUUGGACAAGCUAAGUAAACACAAGCGCUAUGAGAUACGCAUGAGUGUGUACAACGCCGUGGGUGAGGGGCCUACCAGCCCACCGCAGGAGGUGUUUGUCGGGGAGGCAGUACCCACAGCCCCACCGCAGAAUGUUGCAAUUCAGUCUGCAACAGCCACCCAGUUGGAUGUGACGUGGGACCCUCCACCCGUGGAUGCACAGAAUGGAGACAUCCAGGGCUACAAGAUUUACUUUUGGGAGUUCCAGCGUAAGAACGACACGGAGCGUCUGCGAACUCUGUUCAUGCCUGAAGCAGGAGUGAAGCUGAAGAACCUGACUGGAUACACUACCUACAUGAUAAGCGUGGCUCCCUUCAACGCCGCUGGGGACGGACCCCGCAGCCCACCGACAAGGGGACGUACUCAGCAAGCGGCUCCAAGUGCCCCGAGUUUCAUUCACUUCAGCGAGCUGACCACCACCUCAGUAAAUGUGUCCUGGGGCGAGCCCACCUUCCCUAACGGCAUCAUUGAAGGCUACCGUCUGGUCUACGAACCCUUAACACCUGUAGAUGAGUCUUCAGUGGCCUGUGCCGACUGUCUUCACUCCCCCUCCCCCCCAGGCGUCAGUAAGACGGUGACGGUGGACGUGAAGGGGAGCGGCCCGCUCUGGUUAAAGCUCAGAGACCUGGCAGAAGGUGUCACGUACAACUUCCGCAUCCGGGCUAAGACCUUCAUCUAUGGGCCUGAGGUGGAAGCCAACAUCACCACUGGACCCGGGGAAGGAGCCCCGGGACCCCCUGGAGAGCCUUUUAUCACACGCUACAGUUCGGCCUUGACGAUUCACUGGACCAGCGGGGAUCCAGGACGUGCUCCCAUAACACGCUAUGUCAUCGAGGCCAGACCCUCAGAUGAGGGUUUGUGGGAUAUCUUAAUCAAGGAUAUCCCUAAGGAUGCAACAUCACAUACAUUCAACAUGGAGAUACUUAAACAAGGCAUCAGUUAUGACUUCCGGGUAAUUGGCGUGAAUGACUACGGCUAUGGCUCUCCAAGUCUACCUUCUCCUUCCAUAUCUGCCCAGAAAGUGGCUCCUUUCUACGAGGAGUGGUGGUUCCUGGUGGUGGUGGCGUUGGUGGGGCUCAUCUUCAUCCUGCUUCUGGUUUUCAUCCUCAUUAUCAGAGGACAGAGCAAGAAGUAUGCAAAAAAGUCUGAAUCAGUGUCUUUGUACCUGUGUCCAGGUAAUAACUCCAACUGUAACGCUUUGACCCACGGAGACAUGGUCAGCCUGGAUGAAGGCCGUUUUCCCGCUCUGGAGCUCAACAACCGACGGCUUUCUGUGAAAAACUCUUUCUGUCGGAAGAAUGGCGUCUAUACCAGGUCUCCUCCCAGGCCCAGUCCAGGCAGUCUUCAUUACUCGGAUGAGGAUGUAAGCACCAAGUACAACGACCUGAUCCCUGCAGAGAGCAGCAGUCUAACUGAAAAACCCUCGGAAAUCUCAGACUCACAGGAGGCGCUGGUGUUUUCAUAUGGGACAGGUGGCCUACAUACACUUCCACUGCAUUUGGGCAGUGACAGUGAGUACGAGGUCGACCCAAACAGACAGAAGACCCAUUCCUUUGUCAACCACUACAUAAGCGACCCAACCUACUACAAUUCCUGGCGCCGUCAGCAGAAAGGAAUAUCCCGAGCGCAGGCGUACAGCUACACCGAGUCCGAGUCGGGAGACCCGGAACACUGCGCCCCACCUCCGCUGCCCCCUCUACCUCCACUGCCGCCCCAGCUCAGUUCGCCCAGCCCUCAGCCUCAACAAGCCCAGGGCCAGCCCCAGGGUCAAGGCAGCCUGUUCAGGCCCAAGGGAAGCCGAACUCCCACUCCCUCCCAGCAGAGCUCCAACCCCCCUAGCCAGCACAGCACCCUGUACAGGCCCCCCAGCAGUCUAGCCCCUGGCUCACGGGCCCCUAUCGCUGGCUUCUCCUCCUUUGUGUGAAAAAAUGAUGAAAAUGACGAGAAACUUCUGGAAAUACAACCUUGUGUUGAAGAAAAACACAGCGUUGCAUAACGCGAAGUCAGCCCGAUCAGGUCACUCACACCCGUCUGUCUUCUCAUCACGUUUCUUUUCUUUCUUUCGUAUUUUCUCUUGUUAGCCUGGACUGACGGAACAACAAAAAUAAGACUUUCUAGAGCACUUUUUCUUUUGUCUAACGCGUGGAAGUUUGUCAAUGUAGACUUUAUUUCUCUCUCACUAGUUGAUAAAAACGUCUAAAACAUCUAUUCACUUUUUGUUUUGCUAGCAGAAAUACUUGCAUGACUUUUGCUUACAAUUUUUUAUUUUAUUUUUUUUUGUUGCUUUUUUUUGGAACGCGUUUAUCUGUGAUCCCUUUGGUUCUGUACAAAGUCACAAGAAUCUUUGAUAACAAGCAAACAUAUAAAUAUAUCUAUAUAUACACUAUAUAUAGUAGACAAAACCUAGAAGAUAAAAAUGGAGUCACUGCAGACUCUGUAUUGAUGGAGACUCAUGAUGGAGCCAUAUUGAAAGAAGAAGUAUUUGUUUGGACUUGAAACAACAAUGACAAAAAAAAAAUGGAUAAAAAGAUAGACUCUAUGGUGGAACUCAUGCCAAAUUGAAGAAAUUUGAAUGUUUAGGCCUGGAGAGUUUGAAGAAACAAUCCCACUUUACCAUGGAAACAACUCUCUGGCCUGAUAGCACACAAAUGUAUCGAAAAAACCCCUGUAGAGUUUGACCAUGAGUGGCUCAAACACCCAAGACUGCUGUGCCUGAAAGAUCCUGCAGAUAUAUGAAAUGAGUGUAUAUCUGUAAAAUUGAACAUAUUUAAGUCAUGUUGUGGGUGUGUUUCAGAGGAUCAAAGCUGCCUUGAAAGAGAAACACUUAUUUAUGAUAUCCGGCACCAGUUGUGACUGAACUGCUGAUGGUGUCCUUCGUCCUCGAUGGUGGUCCCGGCACUACGAGAGCCUUCUUUUAAUCCUGAUACAUUGGGGCUGUGAAUCGAUUUGUAUACACAACCCUUAUUUCAUAUUUCACCUUUUUUGCUGGCUCACAUAGAAACACAUCAGAAACGCUUUGAAGUUUAACGUAAAACUGUUGCUGGGGGUGGGGUGCUGUCACAUUGCAGCUGCUGGAAAUGCUUGAGUGUGAUUUUUUUUUCUGUUUAUGUGUAAAAGAAAAAAAAAGAGGGGGGUUUGUUCUUGGCCUGGUGGUUUGUUUUUGGUUUUCCUUUCCUUUCCUCUGCCACUGAUCACUAUCACCGGGCAGCAGUGAGCCUGCACCAAGAGAUGAUGUCAUUGAAUUGCCUCACCCCUUUCUCUCCUCUCUCUCCCUUUUGUGUAAUCAACCACUCUGUACUAUUCAGGUGUGACUGUGCUGUCCCAGAUCCUAAAGAGGUGUGUGUGUGUGCGUGUGAUUACGCUUCUUGUGCGUAAGCUUUACAGAUUACAUUCACUGUAUGUUUGUGUAUAAAAAGAUUGUCCCGCAGCAACUUUAAACCUGCCUGGAGCUGCGCUGCAGAUGGGUUGGCGACGGCCAGCCGCCUGCCAGGCGCACUCAUAACGCUAUUGUGAAGACUCAGUGGUGUGUUGCUAGUUUCCAUAUUUCAGAAAGCAGAAAAAGUCAUAUACUUCUCUUUUUGUUUUUUGUUUUUUUUUUCUCUCUGUGGGGUGAUUUCAUUGUACGCAACAAAAGCUUAUCAUGCAGAAUCUGAAUGAAUAUAUGAUCACAAUACAUUUCUGAAAUAAAUUAUUUUUCAAUGUUAAA